GCUCUCGUGUUCUUUAAUCAAUGUGUGUGUCUUUGUAUUGCAGUGCCUAUUGUGAGGUGGCGCAGUGUGCGCUGCGCAGCGGUCAGACGCCCCCUGAGCUCAAGUCUUUUAGCUCUCUGGCAGGCUUCCAGGCAGCUCCCCGAGAUGCAGGACAGUGUUUUAGUAUCACCACCAAGUUGGAGCGCGCUCUGGAGAAAGUGGCGCCCCUGCUGAGAGAGAUUUUUGUGGACUUUGCGCCCUUUCUCUCCAGGACGCUGCUGGGUAGCCAUGGGCAGGAACUGCUCAUAGAAGGUACAGGUCUGGUGUGCAUGAAGUCUAGCACGUCUGUGGUGGAGCUCGUAAUGCUGCUCUGUUCUCAGGAGUGGCAAAACUCCAUCCAGAAGAACGCAGGAUUGGCCUUCAUUGAGCUCAUCAACGAGGGAAGACUCCUGUGCCACGCCAUGAAGGAUCAUAUUGUACGUGUUGCCAACGAAGCAGAGUUCAUCCUAAACAGACAGAGGGCAGAGGAUGUACACAAACACGCUGAAUUUGAGGCUAACUGUGCCCAGUACGCUGCGGACCGGAGAGAGGAGGAGAAAAUGUGUGAUCACCUCAUCAGCGCAGCCAAGCACAGAGAUCAUGUGACCGCUAACCAGCUGAAACAGAAGAUCCUCAACAUCCUGACCAAUAAGCAUGGAGCGUGGGGGACAAUGUCACAGAGCCAAUUACACGACUUCUGGCGUCUAGACUACUGGGAGGAUGACCUUAGGAGAAGACGGAGAUUUGUGCGAAACGCGUCUGGAUCCACUCACGCAGACGUGUCCCUUAAAGCUCUGGAGGAAUACAGUACAGAAGAAGAAGAGGAGGAGCUAAAGUCGAAGAAAACCUUCCGCAGCCAAUCAGUGGUCGCCCAGAACCCAGAGGCGGAGCUUAUGCUGGAGGGAGACGAUGACGCCGUCAGCCUGCUGCAGGAAAAAGAGAUUGAUAACCUCGCUGGCCCCGUGGUUCUGAGUACACCGGCUCAGUUGGUAGCUCCAGUAGUGGUGGCUCGAGGCACUUUAUCCAUCACCACCACUGAGAUCUACUUUGAGGUGGAUGAAGAGGACCCUACAUUCAAGUCAACUGAUGCUAAAGUACUGGCCUACUCGGAGGGUCUGCACGGUAAAUGGAUGUUCAGUGAGAUCAGAGCCGUGUUCUCCAGACGAUACCUACUGCAGAACACCGGACUAGAAGUCUUUAUGGCCAACAGAACGUCUGUGAUGUUUAACUUCCCUGACCCGGCCACAGUCAAGCGAGUGGUCUACAGUCUCCCCCGGGUUGGGGUAGGAACGAGUUACGGCCUGCCACAAGCCAGGCGGAUUUCUUUGGCUACCCCUCGUCAGCUCUUCAAGUCGUCCAACAUGACGCAGCGCUGGCAGAGAAGAGAGAUCUCUAACUUUGAGUACCUCAUGUUCCUCAACACUAUUGCAGAGGAUCAGAACAUUCACAGUCCAAUCGGUGCACUGAAUCCCAAGCGAGCAGCGUUUUAUGCCGAACGCUUCGAGACGUGGGACGACGACAGCACGCCUCCUCACCACUACACCACCAUGUACUCCACCGCUCAUUCCACACUGAUGUGGAUGCUCAGAAUAGAGCCCUUUACCACGUUUUUCCUCAACGCUAACGAUAACAAGUUCGACCAUCCGGAGAGAGCCUUCUCUGGCAUCGGCUGCUCGUGGAGGAACUGCCAGAGGGACACAGCUGAUGUCAAGGAGCUGAUCCCAGAGUUCUACUACUUGCCUGAGAUGUUUGUGAACAGUAAUGAGUACGAGCUCGGGGUGCGUGAAGAUGGAAUUUCUGUGUGUGACGUGGAGCUUCCUGCUUGGGCCAAGAAACCCGAGGACUUUGUCCGCAUUAACCGUAUGGCGUUGGAGAGCGAGUUUGUGUCCUGCCAGCUUCACCAGUGGAUCGAUUUAAUAUUCGGCUACAAGCAGCGGGGGCCAGAAGCAGUGAGAUCCCUCAACGUGUUCAACUUCUUGUCCUACGAGGGAUCAAUCAACCUAGAAAAUGCAGAUGCUGUGCAACGCGAGGGGAUUGAGUCCCAGAUCCAGGCGUGUGGGCAGAUCCCCUCCCAGCUGCUGAUCGAGCCCCACCCACCUCGCUCCUCGGCCAUGCACCUGUGUUUCCUUCCCCAGAGCCCGCUGAUGUUUAAGGAUCAGAUGCAGCAGGAUGUCAUCAUGGUGCUCAAGUUCCCCUCCAACUCGCCCGUCACCCACGUGGCGGCCAACACGCUCCCCCACCUCAGCAUCCCAGCAGCCGUCACCGUCACAUGUAGCCGGCUGUUUGCCGUCAACCGCUGGCACAACACAGUCGGCCUCCGUGGAGCUCCGGGAUAUUCCCUGGAGCAGGCUCAUCAUCUGCCCAUUGAGAUGGACCCUCUCAUAGCCAACAACUCAGGCGUGAACAAGCGUCAGAUCACUGACCUCGUGGACCAGAGCAUCCAAAUCAACACACACUGUUUCGUGGUUACCGCCGACAACCGCUACAUCCUGGUCUGCGGCUUCUGGGACAAGAGCUUCCGUGUUUACUCCACUGAGACGGGAAAGCUGACCCAGAUAGUUUUCGGCCACUGGGAUGUGGUGACAUGUCUCGCCAGAUCAGAGUCCUACAUCGGAGGUGACUGCUACAUCGUGUCGGGCUCCAGAGACGCCACUCUUCUUUUGUGGUACUGGAGUGGACGACACCACAUUAUCGGGGACAACCCUAACAACAGUGACUACCCCGCUCCCAGGGCCGUACUGACAGGACACGACCAUGAAGUGGUGUGUGUGUCCGUCUGUGCAGAGCUGGGACUGGUCAUCAGUGGAGCUAAAGAGGGCCCAUGCCUGGUCCACACCAUCACAGGGGACCUUCUUCGGGCCCUGGAGGGACCAGAGCUGUGUCAGCGGCCCCGCCUCAUCUCAGUGUCCAGCGAGGGCCACUGCAUCAUCUACUAUGACAGAGGCCACUUCUGCAACUUCAGCAUAAAUGGAAAACUCCUGGCACAAAUGGAGGUCAAUGACUCCACGCGGGCGAUCCUGUUGAGCAGCGACGGACAGAACUUGGUGACAGGAGGCGAUAACGGAGUUGUGGAAGUGUGGCAGGCGUGCGACUUCAAACAGCUGUACAUCUAUCCAGGCUGUGAUGCAGGCAUCCGUGCCAUGGACCUCUCACAUGACCAGAGGACUCUGAUCACUGGCAUGGCAUCCGGAAGCAUUGUGGCAUUCAACAUAGACUUCAACCGCUGGCACUACGAGCACCAGAACAGGUACUGAGGUGGACAGCAUGAGGAUGGGAAGGAUAGGGAGACGAGAGAAGAACAAAGAGAGGAGGUGAAGCAUUCUGCUGUGUAUCUGCGACACGGGGAAACUGAAGGUACAGAGGGGAAGGAAAAGCAAGUGCCAGCUCUAAUCCCUUGUGAAGUUUACUUGAUUUGAGGAUGCUACAGCGCUGGUGGAAAUAACUCCCUCUGUGCAUACGUGUACGUACACAUACGUGUGUAACCACAGACACAUAGUACCCCGAAGAUACACACCAAAACCUGCUCAUAAAAUAGACUGCAGAAUGGGGGAAAGUCAAGCAGACCUUGUAGAGGUCGUUCAUACCCGUACCACUCGCUGGACUGCUGCAGUUGCUGUUCCUGGUACGCUUCAUGCUUUAUAGACAAAGAACUUAAGUUUUGGUUUUCUUGUGUUUUUCUUCUCUAUCAAUUUUGUUCUUUACUUUUCCUUUGAUGGGAGUUCAGUCAAAUAAUGAUUUGGGUGGACUGUAAAUUAAGACUCCUUCAAUGUGUCUCAACUGAUUAGAAAUGGUUAGAAAUUAUCCAGCCCCGCCCACUCUUCAGAAAAAACGGUGCUAUUGGCUUGAUCUUAAAAUUCACCCUUGAAAAAAUGUCUGGGGUUAUGAUUAUAUUUUAUCUGGAUUUAUUUUAUUUUAUAAUGUUAAUUUGAUGUUAUUUUAUUUUCCCUGCAGCAGGGUUAAGUCUGAUUCUUAUGUAAAUAAGGUUCUGCUUCCUUCAGAGCCAACACGUGUUCUUUCACUACACAAACUGCGCUUAUCACCUUUAAUUUAUUAAUGACUUGCUGUAUGUAAAAUAUUGUGUAAUAAUUAUUAUAAUGUUGACAAGAUUGAUGAUGAUAACGGCAGUGUCAAGGAUGGUGAUUAUUUUGCCGGAGAUGGUAAUGAUAAAGAGAUCUUGCCAGUGCCACCAAGGAUGACAACCACGAGACUGAGAUGAUUUCCUUUGUAUAUUUGGUGAUUGUUUUGUCAAAUAUGUACAUAAAGUCUUGGUUCAGGCUCGGCGGGAGACCUAAUCAGCUGAAUAAGAUUGAAAGCGCAAAGGAAACCUUCACUUACCCACAUUUGUUGAUUAUUUAAAAGAAGAGAAUCAAAUCAAUGUAAAAGUUUGUUUUGUAUUUGCACUUUGCACCAAUCACAUAUCAUUAUUUAUUAGCUUGGUUCUUUCUGGUCGGCUGCCAUUUUGUUUAGGUCCAUUUCCCCUUCGGGAUUAUUUGUGCAUUGAUGUUUGUAUUUAAAGCGUUGAGCUCAUGUGUGAUUAUUAGGUUUUACAACCUCACAGUUGUAAGCAAUAUCAUGAUUCUGUAGCUGAUAGAGGUGGAAAGGAGUGAGGAGAGGGGAUGAAAUGUGAGAGGUACUGUAUGUGUGAAGCCAUCUUGAUCAAAUGCGCACAUGCACAUACUCUAUCGACAGGUUCAACUUACGUAU
Molecule: messenger RNA, 4722 nt
Organism: Notothenia coriiceps (black rockcod)
Lineage: Eukaryota; Metazoa; Chordata; Actinopteri; Perciformes; Nototheniidae
Product: neurobeachin-like
Exons: 26
Coding region: 21-3272 (1083 amino acids)
Biological process (GO): intracellular protein localization
Cellular component (GO): membrane; cytosol
Molecular function (GO): protein kinase binding
Source: RefSeq, a predicted model, not a curated record